Polyodon spathula (Mississippi paddlefish) is the source of this 1901-nucleotide messenger RNA. Its product is annotated as ankyrin repeat domain-containing protein 50-like. Bases 118 to 1752 code for a protein of 544 amino acids. The record is from RefSeq and is a predicted model, not a curated record. Gene Ontology annotation, molecular function: protein binding. NCBI's taxonomy places the organism in Eukaryota, Metazoa, Chordata, Actinopteri, Acipenseriformes, Polyodontidae. The transcript has a single exon.
GGUACAAGGAUAGAAAAUACAAAGAGACUGCUGACUCAACCUUCACACAGAGAGACUAGACAGAAGCAACGUGAAGUAAAGUGUUUGCUCAGAUACAGAAAAACGGAGAAGUCAAUCAUGCUGAGACCUAAAGAUCUCGGUCAAGAUUCUGGGACCAAGACUUUCCUGGAUGCCAUGAACAGCGGCAAGGUCCACCUGGCACGCUUUGUCCUUGAUGCUCUGGAUGGAAGGAUUAUCAACUCCAAAACAGAGAAUGGCAAAACCCCCCUAAUGUUUGCCAUUUGUCUGCCAGAUCCAGGGUUGAGAAUGAAAUUCACAAGAUUGCUUCUGGAGAAGGGGGCUGAUGUGAACUGUCAGGAGGAUCAUGGAAGGACGGCACUAAGCCUGGCUUGCGAAAUGGGGCAUCUGGAAGUGGUGAAGCUGUUGGUGCAGUUUAGUGCCGACCCUGAGAUCCAAGAUGCCUUGGGAAACAACGCCUUGAUGCAUGCAGCCUGCUCCGGACACAGCCAAGUUCUGGAAUUUCUCAUCAGAGCUUUCAAGAGGCUUGGACUAGAGCUGGACAGGACCAACCAUGCUGGGCACUCGGCUAUCCAAGUGGCCACUCUUUUUGGCCACAGCCAGUGUGUACAGGCAUUGAACAUCCCAGGACACAAGUGCCCUGGGUCAGAAGACCAGCUGUUGGACAUGAAAAGUAAAGAGCUGGGAGACCCACGGCACCCAUCCCGGCUGCCGAAGCAAGUGCUUGAAAAAAUUACAAAACAGUUUCAGGAUAAAUGCGAAGACCACCUCCCGACUCUGUUUCAAAAGCAACUGAAAGUGGGAGACAGCAUCGGACUGAGGAAACGAGUUAAAGCUCAAAACCAGUCCCCAGAUAGAAAAUGUCAGCAUCAACCUUUUAUAAGUCAUCUGAAACAUGUGCUGCACCACAAGGACAGCCAAGACACAAAAUCUGGAAUCUUGUUCACAGCAAAACAGAUGCAGAACUGUAGACUAAAGAACACAAGAGGAAAUAAAACACCGGAAAGCACUACAGAUAGCCCAAAUGAAGAAGAGCACAAAGAGAGUACUGAUCAACAAGGUGCACUUGAGACUUUCAAUUUUAGGAUUAAGUCAGCCUCGUUUACCAACGAGAAAGUUGGCUUAUUUGAUGUAAGUGAUGCCUAUCACAGAGUUAAGCGAGGGUCACAACAGCUGGAACAAGCAGUAUUCUCAAAGAGGCAGGACCAAGGAAUUACUUGCCCUUUGAUCAAGGACAUAGGGAAAUGUGUUACUAUUAACAACACACCCCUAAAUCGUACAGUUUCUGAACAGUCGCUUGAAUAUCACAAUGACAGCCAAAGGGCAAUAGUCGAUAGUCUCAACUCGGAUGAAGGGGAAGUCAGCGAUAUUAAUGAAAGGUUAAAGCGCACCGGUCAGUAUCAAAAGAGAUUCAGUCUCCCCUACUACGGGCGCCCCGAUAAGCUUCUUGCGCAGAGAGAGGAGAUCUCGCAAGAGAAUAUCCCACCUCGUCCUGCGAGGAUUUCUACGUUGGGGACCCAGUUAUUUUGGAGGUUAACCGCCCCCGAGUUCCUGAGACUGGUAAAAGAGUUUCCGUCUGACUCUGCGUCCGUGAGAGGACAGAUGUCUAGAACGGAGACCGGUCCACUUUCCAAAACGCACCAGCAAGUCAACUAUCAGGCCAGCAUAGACAGCAUCAGCGGGGUUAGAUGUGAGUUUGAAAACAAUGGAGCCAACGUGGUCUAUUAUGUAUAAUAGUGCUAUACACAACAGGAUAUGUUGAAAAUUAAUUUUACGGUAGCAAAAUGCCUAAUAUUUGAGUACGAACGGGAUGCCUUUUUUUAACUUGGAUACUCAAAUGUAGAUGAGAACUGUAAUAUGCCGGUAUCCAUAGUACAGAUUAA